CGUAUAUAUAUAACCUCUGCUCAGAAAACUGAUCUAAUUUUAUACAUGACUACAUUCAAUCGCUAGCAAUGGCCGACGCCAAGCCGAUAACACUUGGACGUUAGACAACACCACCCGGCCUAUGCCAUGAGGGGUCAAUGUUGCAUGCACGUACUUGGAGUGAGUGUAAUGGUGGGAUUGGGAUCUCUGUUGAUACAAGCAAAUGAGUCCUGCAACGAGAGAUGUUCCUAUUGUGUGGGGACGAAGUGUCGGGAAUGCCUCUACGGCUGGUAUGGACGCGAUUGUAAUGAAAAAUGUAGUGAGUUUUGCUGGCAUGGUGGAUGUGAGAGGAUAACAGGACGGUGUCACCAGUGUGUUCCUGGGAGACACUCUGGCUACUGCAACCAACUCUGCUCACACCACUGCAGGGAGAAUAGCAAGGGUCAGGUCAACUGUGACUUAUCAACUGGAAACUGUUUGGAGGACUGCGUAGAGGGAAGAUGGGGUCCACGAUGCCAGCACAGAUGUCAUGCAAACUGUAAAGAUGAACUUUGCUACAAAGAAGAUGGAGGAUGUCUGAAAGGCUGCCUUGAUGGACUGUAUGGCGUCAAGUGUAAAAAGCAAUGUUCAGAAGGUUGUUUGAGCAGCACGUGUGAAUGGUUGACUGGUAAAUGUAACCAAGGAUGUAAGGUUGGUUUCCUUGGCUCCACCUGUUCGUACCCCAUGACUAGACACUGUCUGAACCAGGCUUACUAUGCAGAGCAUCAUACCAUGGCGUGUACCGAUGGAUGUGAAGAUGGUUACACUUCAGCAAGUUGCAACGAAACAUGUAAUACCAGAUGUCUUAAAUGUCAUCAGUAUUCACAGACAUGUCAGUUAUGUAUGUCUGGAUUUUAUGGAGACAAAUGCCAACUUGAAUGUCAUACGAACUGUCAGGAAUUGAACUGUGACAUGUCUGGUCGAUGUGACAGAGGGUGUAAACGAGGUUUCCGCGGUGGAUAUUGUAAUGAAACCUGCCCAUACAACUGUUUGGCAUGUAGUCAACAUUACAAGACUUGUACUGAGUGUAAAGUAGGGUAUACUGGUGCUACGUGUACAGAGGUGGAGUCAUACAACAAGUUAGACGUCACAGAUACGGUGUCACACAGCAAGGCCUGCAUCUGGUUAACACUAACAAUGUGGACUGUAACGUAUCAGUUGUCCUCGUGCAUAACGUGAAGGAACAUUGGAACACGAUCUUAGAUGUUUAAAUCAAUCUUUGUGGACUCAUCAUCUGAUGUGACGUGACAGUUCUUUUUGCUACCAACUUGAUGUCUCGUUUCUCGUUUUUAGUUACAACGCUUUUCAAUUUAGUACUCUGUAGAGUACAGCUGCCAGUUACAUUUAUUGUGACAUCCUCUGUUGAGUGACCACUAAAAGGUAAAAUAAUAUAAUAGAAUGAAAUCGGACAACAUGCUGCACACGCAUUUAUUAUCACUUUCCAAUAAAAUAGUUUCCACUUAA
Molecule: messenger RNA, 1482 nt
Organism: Haliotis rufescens (red abalone)
Lineage: Eukaryota; Metazoa; Mollusca; Gastropoda; Lepetellida; Haliotidae
Product: multiple epidermal growth factor-like domains protein 10
Exons: 5
Coding region: 127-1197 (356 amino acids)
Molecular function (GO): scavenger receptor activity
Source: RefSeq, a predicted model, not a curated record